Molecule: messenger RNA, 958 nt
Organism: Bufo bufo (common toad)
Lineage: Eukaryota; Metazoa; Chordata; Amphibia; Anura; Bufonidae
Gene: MRPL16
Product: mitochondrial ribosomal protein L16
Exons: 4
Coding region: 92-853 (253 amino acids)
Biological process (GO): mitochondrial translation
Cellular component (GO): ribosome; mitochondrial large ribosomal subunit
Molecular function (GO): rRNA binding; structural constituent of ribosome
Source: RefSeq, a predicted model, not a curated record
UUGACCGAGUUCCUGCCCACUGACGUCACAUCCUGGAGAAGAUGGCGCUGUGCUUGUGAGUAGUGCAUCCCUGUCUUUUAUCCUACCGGGGAUGGCGCUGUGUCUUUGGAGUCGGGUGACGGGGCUCCGUCGCGUCCUCUUGAAAGAUUGCGUGUCAAGCACGUUUAAGGUGGUUAUGGCUGGACUGCGCUCCAGUGAACCUCCCCCGGAUUUUAAAGGAAUCAUUAUUAAAGAACGGCCUAAAUUGCGCUUUAUGAAUAAAGUUCCAGAUGUUGUUAAAGUAGUGAAGGUUCCUAAGACUUUAAAGGACAUUCGUGGUCCAGCAUUACAAGGGCGGGACUUCCAGGAAGGACAGUAUGGUAUUUUGGCUUUGGGAGGUGGAUACUUGCAUUGGGGUCACUUUGAAAUGAUGCGGUUGACUUUAAAUCGUAAAUUUGACCCCCAAGUGACAUGGAGUAACUGGCUAAUAGAAGCUCCCCACAAACCCAUAACCCGCAAAGGACUUGGUCAGCGUAUGGGUGGUGGAAAAGGUGCAGUGGACCAUUAUGUCACUCCGGUGAAAGCUGACCAGCUGGUUUUAGAAGUGGGAGGUCAUUGUGAGUUUGCCGAGAUCUUGCCAGUGCUAACUCAAGUGGCCAAGAAGCUUCCGUUCCCAGCCACGGCUGUAAGCCGAGAAACCUUGAAGCAGCUCCAGGAAGAGCUGGAGGAGAAGCAGAGAAACAACCAGAAUCCAUGGACUUUUGAGCGCUUGGUAUCUCGUAACAUGAUGGGCUGCCGGAAAUAUCUUAGUCCGUAUGACCUGCAGUACAAGGGCAGAUACUGGGGCAAGCGCUGCAUGAAGGAUCGUGUCUGAGGGGACUGUUGCUAUUAUGGUAAUGCUUCUGGCUGUAGCAUAUAAUGGCUUCUUCUGGACUACGUGCCUCCUUUUGUUAUCUGUAAUAAAUGAUGAUAAUAAUAA